Messenger RNA from Chondrus crispus (carragheen), 393 nucleotides. RefSeq lists its product as hypothetical. The coding region runs from base 1 to 393 and encodes 130 amino acids. The transcript has a single exon. NCBI's taxonomy places the organism in Eukaryota, Rhodophyta, Florideophyceae, Gigartinales, Gigartinaceae. The record is from RefSeq and is a predicted model, not a curated record.
AUGGCAUCCUUAGCCCUGUGCGCCACCGUGGGCCGAUCUCACAAGGUAAAAAACUCAGACUCUGGGCCCCUGCGUAUACAGGCCCCUCCCAGGAGUGCUCAUACACUGUCAACGCCCAACCAGACCACAGGGCAAAAUAACGGCUUGUGGAAAGUGGGAAAACUCAAUCUCUUUCACUCCUGCGACGCUAUAAAGGGGAAACGUAAGCGCAAGCCCCUAGCCCAACAAACUCUGACAGUGUUUGAUAAUCUACGCGAGCGGCAUGCGAACGUCCCGGAGGCUGCACACUGGAAUCAUCUGGACACAAAAGUGGGCAUCCACUGUAUUUCAUCAUGCAACACUUCAACGCCAGUAUGUUGCUGCUGCUGCCCCUGCUUCUCAAGUAAACAUUAA